Sinocyclocheilus grahami is the source of this 3752-nucleotide messenger RNA. RefSeq names its product low-density lipoprotein receptor-related protein 3-like. The transcript has 11 exons. The record is from RefSeq and is a predicted model, not a curated record. Gene Ontology annotation, molecular function: protein binding. Gene Ontology annotation, cellular component: plasma membrane. The coding region runs from base 571 to 3489 and encodes 972 amino acids. NCBI's taxonomy places the organism in Eukaryota, Metazoa, Chordata, Actinopteri, Cypriniformes, Cyprinidae.
ACGAAUGCAUCCAGUCUUUUGUAUUAAGAUGUUACAUUUAAGUUAAACAUCGGCGUUUACAUCAGCAUCAUGUUAUCUUGGUGUUUUGAAUAAUGAUCUCAGCGUUAUUUUGCAUGAGAGGCGCUCCAGUGGUCUUCGAUGGACAGAUGAAGUCCACUGAGCUGCAUGGCCGCUAUUACUUCACCAUACAUCUUAUUACACAAUUGGCACACAGUGGAACUAUAUGGACGCAGUGGAACGAUAUUAUUACUCGUAAAGAUAUAUUGCAAAAAGAAAAGAAAAAUAUGUAAUGAUUAAUAAGUAAACAUAAAAGGCUUAGUGAUCGCCACAAGAAGAGCACUCCAUCGAUGAAGAAUCAUUGUGUCCUGUGCUGCUGUCCCCACUGAACCUCCAACCCCGUCUCUCCUCUGAAGGGCUCUCUGUCUGAGCCUCUCGGAAAGAGGGAGAGACGCUGCUUUUGAUGCUAUUGCUCGAGCAAGACGCUAAACCGAGCGCAAGCGUGAAACCGACACGAGAUGCGCUGCAAACUCUGUGGAUUCGGAGGAAACGAGCUGAGCUGUGAACGAGAAGAUGACAGUGAUGAUGGAGAGGAUCGGGGAGACUCGGCUUUACUUUGUGAAAUGGAUUUGUCUACGCUGGGCUUGGGUUUGUGUGGCUGCCUGUGGUGGGAAAGUGGAGUUACACACCGAGAGGAGAGGAGUGAUCUACAGCCCAUCAUGGCCCCUCAACUAUCCGCCCGGAGUGAACUGCAGCUGGAAUAUACAGGGAAGCCGCGGAGAUGUGAUCACAAUCAGAGGUCGACUGGGUCAGAGUAGUUGUGAGAACGAUGAAUAUUUAUGUGGAAAUGGUAAGUGCAUUCCACGUUCCUGGCGCUGUAACGGAUUGGAUGAGUGUGGAGACAAUACAGACGAAAGGAGCUGUGCUGCCCAACCAACACCUGCCCGGGUCAGUCUGUGUCCGCCUGGUACCUUGCAGUGCUCUGAUAUCCAAUCUACCCGCUGUCUGCCGGUGUCUCUGCGCUGUAAUGGAGCCCGGGACUGUCCUGACGGAUCCGACGAGGCCCACUGUCCCGACACGUCCUGUGGAAAACGCUUAGUCAACUUCUAUGGGACGUUUGCCUCACCUGAUUUUUUCCGUCCAAAUAGGAGCGCUGGCACAGAUCUUCACUGCACAUGGUUCCUAGACACACAAGACCCAAAGCCGUUGGUGCUGCAGGUGGAUCUACAGCUGGGUGUGGGAGACUCUGUCCGUGUUUACAAUGGAUUGGGAGAACGGGCAGAACGCCUUCUAGAGAGUCUCUCUCACCAUAAUAACCACAGACGAGCCCUGCUGGAGUCGUCCCAGGGACAGAUGAGCAUCUUCUACCACGCCAAACCACACAGCCCUGGACACGGAUUCAACGCCACCUACCAGGUCUCUCAUUCUUGGGGUCGACUGGGUCAGAGUAGUUGUGAGAACGAUGAAUAUUUAUGUGGAAAUGGUAAGUGCAUUCCACGUUCCUGGCGCUGUAACGGAUUGGAUGAGUGUGGAGACAAUACAGACGAAAGGAGCUGUGCUGCCCAACCAACACCUGCCCGGGUCAGUCUGUGUCCGCCUGGUACCUUGCAGUGCUCUGAUAUCCAAUCUACCCGCUGUCUGCCGGUGUCUCUGCGCUGUAAUGGAGCCCGGGACUGUCCUGACGGAUCCGACGAGGCCCACUGUCCCGACACGUCCUGUGGAAAACGCUUAGUCAACUUCUAUGGGACGUUUGCCUCACCUGAUUUUUUCCGUCCAAAUAGGAGCGCUGGCACAGAUCUUCACUGCACAUGGUUCCUAGACACACAAGACCCAAAGCCGUUGGUGCUGCAGGUGGAUCUACAGCUGGGUGUGGGAGACUCUGUCCGUGUUUACAAUGGAUUGGGAGAACGUGCAGAACGCCUUCUAGAGAGUCUCUCUCACCAUAAUAACCACAGACGAGCCCUGCUGGAGUCGUCCCAGGGACAGAUGAGCAUCUUCUACCACGCCAAACCACACAGCCCUGGACACGGAUUCAACGCCACCUACCAGGUUAAAGGGUACUGCUUUCCAGGUGAGCAUCCAUGUGGCACAGACGAGGGCUGUUACUCUGAGCUGCAGCGCUGUGAUGGCUACUGGCACUGCCCUGGGGGGCGAGAUGAGGAGGACUGCCCGCUGUGUCAGCCGGGAGAGUAUCCCUGCGAGGGUGGCAGUGGGGCGUGUUACUCAGCCUCCGAGAGGUGUAACAACCAGAAGAAGUGCCCCAACGGCUCAGAUGAGAAAAACUGCUUUGACUGCCAGCCUGGAAACUUCCACUGUGGAACCAACCUGUGCAUCUUUGAGACGUGGCGUUGCGAUGGGCAGGAAGACUGUCUCGACGGCAGUGAUGAAAGAGACUGUCUUGCAUCCGUGCCCAGGAAGGUGAUCACAGCGGCUCUGAUUGGCAGCUUGGUCUGUGGGCUGCUUCUGGUCAUUGCACUGGGUUGUGCCUUUAAACUCUACUCGCUCAGGACAAGAGAGUACAGAGCUUUUGAAACCCAGAUGACUCGACUAGACGUGGAGUUUGUUCAGAGGGAGGCUCCACCCUCUUAUGGUCAACUGAUAGCUCAAGGUCUCAUACCUCCAGUUGAUGACUUCCCAGUGUACAACCCAACCCAGGCAUCUGUUCUGCAGAAUCUCCGCUCAGCUAUGCGGAGGCAGAUUCGUCGUCACUCUUCUCGUCGUUCCUCGUCACGGCGGCGAUUAGGUCGUCUGUGGAAUCGCCUGUUCCAUCGUGGCUCUCGGUUACGGGGUCAGAUACCUCUCCUCACGCCUCCAGGCCACACGCACACAAAUACACACCCCGAUCUGAGCCUCCACAGCUACAACACAACGGACGAUGGCAUCGAGGAGUCAAGUGAGAGUGCGGGACACACUCCACCAUCCUGUUCGACGGUGGCGCUGGGACUGGCCCUGCAGGCUCACACUGAGGCCCUCUGCCUUCCUGACAGAGAGUCUCCAUCCUCUCCUCUCUCCCUGCCCUCCCCCAACUCACCCCGCUCCACCUCUGACACCCUGGAGGACGAAGAUGAUGAAGAUGACAGAAGUUUAGAGGGGAUCAGAAUGAGAUCCAAACAGGGCAUUUCCCCGAAACAUAAAGAUGACAGUCCUCCUGGACCCCCCGAUAGCCCCAAACGCAGCACAAGCCUGUCGAGAUCCUCCAGACGGCUGGUGCAGGAACUGGCUGCAGAGCUCAGAGGAGUCUCAUUCUUAAGGUACACCUCUAUGGGCAUCUCGCCACUUUCCUCCCCUGAGCCACCGACGUCCUCCAGCGGUCAGUCUGAAGAGCAGAGAAGCUUUCCUGCAUUCAGAAAACCACAUAUGGACGCACACACAGAUGCUCCUGGACACGCCAGGAAACCUUCAGUAACAGAAGAGGUUCCCGGUGACAGUGUCAGGCUUUGCAGACUCGCAACUAGUGAGGAAGAGGAUGAGGAGAUUUUGUUAGUGCACUGAAUAGCCUUUAUCACCAUCCCUGUUCUGAUUUUGUGCCAACACAGUGAGCCUUAAAAGGUUCAACCAACGGCCUUCCAUUCAGAGUCAUAAAGUACAGUACGUUUCCAUGCCCAGUUAUAAUCAAAUUUUUUGCGUUGUCAAGCUACAAUCUUUAUCUAAGAAUGCAUAAUGAAAUGUGUACAGAUAUUUGAAGGAUUAAAUACCCAAGGCCAAUUGCAGUCUGAUUAAAGAGAUAGUUCACCCAAAAAUUUUAUUGUCAUUAA